UCGCUGCUGCCUUGUCCUGCCCACCAUCCUCCUCGCCUGUGCCACCUCUACACACCUACGGCCCACACGAGCGUCUCACCACCUGCUCCGCUCCGCUCACGGCGCCAUGUCCUCCUCGCUGCUCACCGCGCUGCAGGCCUCCCCGACGCGUCUCGACCUCGACUGCAACGAUGCCGCCUUCGGACGAGCCUUCUCCGCCUCGCUGGCCUCGUCUGCCUCCAGCGCGCGCGUCUUCUGCGACAUGACGAGCAACUCGCUCCUCGUGCUCGCCGAGAUCGCAGCGGCUGAUGGCGCACGCGUGCCGCUGCUCGAGGAGAGCGUGCGCACGGCCAAGGCGCUGCUGCAGGGCAAGCUGCAGGGCGGAGAGAAGGUGUUGAGCUUCGGCCUGGACGGGCUGGACGACGAUGAGAAGCUGCAGUGGCUGGCUGUGGAUGUUAUGACUGUCUCUCUCGGUCUGCAGGUCCUCCCGCACCUUCAGCCUCGUGGCAUGCUCCACGCCCAGAUCGCCUGUUCCCUCGGCACAGCCAGCGCCAUCGAGGCGCACGCCCGUCGUCUUUCCGCGCUCUACAUUCUUCUCUCUCGCGGCAAUGUCUCGCACGAACGCAUCUGCAUCAAGAUUCCCUCCACACUCGCUGGGCUUGAGGCGUGUGCCAGGCUCGAGAAGGAUGGCAUCAGGACGCUGGCUACGACUUGCUUCUCGCUGGAACAGGCACUCGCUGCUGAUAGUGACGUGGCGCCCUACAUCAACGCGCUCGAGGCUCACUUCUACGAGGUCGAGAAGCCCAGUGUGCGCCGGCAUGCAGACACAAGCGAGGCGCUCGCCAUCGUGGCGCGCCUGCAGAGAGCACUGCGGAGGCGCCAGUCGCGCACGGAGGUCGUGUCUGCGUCAUUCUUGAGCCUGACCGAGGUGUUCAGCCUGCUUGGCGUCGAUACAAUGACACUCAGUCGGGGCGUCUUGACUCUGCUGCGCGACACGCCCGCUUCCGACGAGCUAGUGGCGCUGGGCCGCGCGAGCGAGAGACGCAUGGAUCCGGCCUCUCUCUCCGCAGACGCAGCGCAGGCUGAAGCUGACGAGGACACCAAGGCAGCGACGCCCGAGGCGCUCGCUGCGGCGCUCAGCUCGGAGCGCUGCGCCUACCUCGUCGCCGACGCCCUGGCUCGCUUCACCAAGGCCGAGGAGAUGCUGCGUGCCCUCGUGCGUGCCGAGGUCGCGCGUGGGCCAGCAGCAGGAGAUCGCGCAUAGACAGGCCAGAGCGAAAUGAGAGUGAGAUGCAUUCGCUUGCGCAGGCUCGCACGGGAUCUGAUCUAGAGACGGGCUUGACAGGGCACGGCGGGGGGUAUACGGCGCAUGCGCUGGGGUUUGCACGCGUGUCUGGCCGGAAGAGGGAG
Molecule: messenger RNA, 1389 nt
Organism: Tilletiopsis washingtonensis
Lineage: Eukaryota; Fungi; Basidiomycota; Exobasidiomycetes; Entylomatales
Product: aldolase
Exons: 6
Coding region: 107-1243 (378 amino acids)
Biological process (GO): pentose-phosphate shunt, non-oxidative branch; carbohydrate metabolic process
Cellular component (GO): intracellular anatomical structure
Molecular function (GO): transaldolase activity
Source: RefSeq, a predicted model, not a curated record